Molecule: messenger RNA, 1857 nt
Organism: Colletotrichum spaethianum
Lineage: Eukaryota; Fungi; Ascomycota; Sordariomycetes; Glomerellales; Glomerellaceae
Exons: 1
Coding region: 1-1857 (618 amino acids)
Biological process (GO): protein phosphorylation
Molecular function (GO): protein kinase activity; ATP binding
Source: RefSeq, a predicted model, not a curated record
AUGGGUCCGUGGUGGGAUACCGCCAGGAUUGAUGCUACCGUCACGAGGCAGUUCGUCUGCCAGUACCUGCUGCCCGAGGAGAUCGAGCGCUUAGACAGACCACUGGCCUUUGGCGACGGCUUAACGGACGAAACAUAUUGGGAUUGGAUCAACCAUAAAGCCAAGCGCAUCUUCUUAAUCCUUGUCGACCUCAAGAUCCCAGAUCAGAUCUUCGGCAUCAUCGACGACUCCUGGGAUGACCACGACUUACCCAUCUCCUCCGAACAUGUCGAGCGCCUCAGAUUGACGGCUGUUAAGGACGACAAGAUUGAGCGCAAGUUCUUCAGCCGCCAAUUUGUCUACUUGCUCAAGCCCUUCCAACGGGGCGACCACAUCGCUUUCAGUGAGUAUGAACUUGUUCCUCUCGAGGUCAUCGAGCGCCGGCCGGCGAGCAACAACGCAGUCGAUAAGGUUGUCUUGCCCAACUGUCCUGGCUUAGUCUUUUACCGCCGGCGCAUCCCUUUGGGUAACGGCGCUGGCCAGCUUUCGCGGAGCGAGUUUGUGGAAAUCAUCAACAGUAUCAAGGGCAUCCAGAACGACCACUUGGUCUCUUACUACUCAUCAUAUACCCAACUCGGAGCGGCAUACGCCCUGUUCACGCCCGCAACCGACUCCAACCUGAAGUCUUUCUUCGGGAAUACCCCGUCCAACUUCAAAAAUAUUCCCAAGCGAGAGAGGAGACGCACCGUCAUGAACUGGAUUCUUUGCCUUGCCGAUACUCUUGCGUACCUCCACAGCAGGCGACUUUGCCAUGGCAACAUCAAACCAUCGACGAUUCUCUUCACAAACCAACUCCACAUCUUCUACUCCGACUUCACGAGACUAAACGCCGAGGUGCUCGCCGGCUAUACGGACAAGAAUUCGUUCGACCGGGAGUCGUACGACUACGCGGCUCCUGAGCAGUGGUUUCGUCCCACAGGCGGUCCGACGAGUCCCUUAGGUCGUGGGGCAGCCUUUGCCGUGUCGACGUCCCCAGAGACACACACCAACUUCUCCAUCCCACGGAGUGAUAACCCAAGCAGCCCGAAUGCGAUGCUGAACAUGCCGAAUCCACACCUGAACCCGCAGGCGGCCGACAUCUUCUCUCUCGGCUGCGUCAUCUUGGACUUGAUGAGCUUCCUUGUCAAGAAGACAACAAAGAGUUUCUCGGCACAUCGUGCUGCCAAGCACAAGACUCCGGGACGCGGGGGCGCGGUACUGGACUCGUCAUUUCACAAGAACCUCGGCCAGGUCGAAUCUUGGAUGUCGACGUUGGCGAAGGAGGCGUCGAAGAAGGUCUCCGCAUCCGACGGUGGUUAUGUGUUCCGAGGCAUCGUGCCUUUGAUGCACAUCGUCGCCCGCAUGCUAUCCGCAAACCCCAUUGAUCGUCCCUCCGCGGCCGAGGUGCAGACCCAGGUCUACCAGAUCCUGACGAAAUACUGCGACAUAACAGAACCUCACUGCGUACACCAGUACGGCGGCUGGGACUUUGGCAUGUCACACCUGCGCAUACAGGCCGUGAGUCCCAACGCCGAGCUCAUGCCCCAGCCGAUUCGGCAUAGCUCAAUGUCCCAGCCGCCAAGGCGUGGUAGCGAAAGCCUGAGCGGAAGCAUCAGCCCGAGAGGGCUAUCCCAUUCGAGGACGAGCAGUAGCGGCGGCAUGUCGAACAACAGCGGGAUCAGCAGUGCGGCCAGCAGCGAGCGAGACCAAGAACGGGAUGUUGGGGCUGGGUUCACAGCCCUCCGGAAUAUCCGUGUACCUCCGGUGCGGUCUCCAGCGCCGUGGGAGUCGGGCCCCGCUGUUCAAAGCGGACGCGGCGACCAAGCUCCGGUUUAUUGA